Molecule: messenger RNA, 528 nt
Organism: Symbiodinium necroappetens
Lineage: Eukaryota; Dinophyceae; Suessiales; Symbiodiniaceae
Source: the annotation of a GenBank genome assembly
AUGGUCGCAGUGGUCUUCCCCAUGGUGCCACCGUUUGGGUGGAUAGAGUUCAACCGAGGGAAGCACGUGGUGCACCAGGAGGUCUUCCGAGAGCUCUUCCUGCAAACUUUUCCGACGGCUGGUGUAGCAAGGCCGCACCUCAUCGAUGCUGCCGAGGACACGAUCCCGAACACAAGGUACGUCUGGCGAGUCGGUGGCAAUCAUGAGUUCGAGCUCCCGCUGAAAGAUGGUGAGCUCUACGAGAAGAGGUUGCCCUACCAAAUCGUGGAGUGGUACGAGGAGUUCGAGCGACGAGGCGGUGUGUUGUACCCGCCACCUGGGACUUACUUGUACUAUCAAAACAAAGUGGGGUUGGCUCGCCUUUUCAUCGAGCGGAAGGUGAAGAUCCCCCCAACCUGGGUCAUCACGAGCGCGGAGGAGGCUAAGAUGGAGAAAGACAACAUCCGAUUUCCGGUAGUCAUCAAGGACCCGUACGGUUUCUCCAGUCUCGGCUUGCUCCAGGCAGCCAACCCUGAUGAAUUCGUGGAG